Messenger RNA from Brassica napus (rape), 1059 nucleotides. RefSeq names its product anaphase-promoting complex subunit 7-like. The record is from RefSeq and is a predicted model, not a curated record. Lineage: Eukaryota; Viridiplantae; Streptophyta; Magnoliopsida; Brassicales; Brassicaceae. The transcript has 5 exons. Gene Ontology annotation, molecular function: protein binding. Bases 272 to 700 code for a protein of 142 amino acids.
AAUUAGCUAUUUUCAGAAGAGACGUUUCUUAAUCAAGUCUCAGAAGAGACGUCUCUUAUCCUUCAAUCUCCUCUCCUCUCUCGCCAAUCCUUCGAUCUCCUCUCCUUUCUCUUCAAUCCACAGUCUCAUCGGCAUCUUCAAACAACCGGCGAUGCGUCUCAAUUCCCGUUGAUACGAGUCCAUAGCCUUAGGUUUCUUCAAUUCCCGUUCUCCGAGUGUUGUCGUAAUCGGAGAUCAGAUCGACUUCCUGGUUGAAGGACGGCACUGUCUUAUGCUGAGAAGGGUAGAUGAGAGGCACAUACCCGGCUACAUAGUGAAGGAAAACUUCCUUUUACUAGCAAAACGACCAGAAGCUGCAGCGAUUGCCUUCAGGGCUGCCCAGAAUUUGAGGCUUAGUACAUUCUUAUUUGGCAUUUGGCAAAACCAAAGAAGCGUUGUAUACCUUGGAGCAGCCAUAGCUCUAGCUGACCUACAUCUAAUGGAAGGGAGGAAUGGAGAUGCUGUAUCACUACUUGAACGAUAUCUAAAAGACUGGGCUGAUGAAUCUCUCUAUGCCAAGCUAGCUCAAGUGUUUGCUGCAACGAAUAUGCUACAAGAUUCUUUAUCGCACUAUCAAGCUGCAUUAAGGAUAAAUCCACAUAAUGAGGCAGCCAUAGCUGAUGGACCGAAGAACAUAGAAACCACCCUAUCACUUUUCUGAUUGUUUUAAAAUAGCACAUGAUGGUUUCGCUAUCGUUCUACUCACUGUCAAUUGCUGUUGGUCUUAUUGUUGAAAUUGUAGUUUGUUUCUUUACAGGUCGAAUCUGCAAUAGCUAUGAAGUCUUUGCAGCCUCAAAUUAAGGCUAAUCAGGAACGGUAUGUUGGUGUCAGGUUAACCCAAUUUUCCUGAUGUGAUACUAAGUCUAUAGUUUGUAUCAAUCAAGUUGUUAGGUUUGAGUAAAUAGGUCUGAAGCUGCUUGUUUCAUCAUUAUGGACAGAUAAGUGUUGAGAAUGUUUAAAAUUUUUUUAAGAAACCUUAAUUAAGAAACUUGCAUUGGACAUAUAAAUGUUGUCGUCUCU